Molecule: messenger RNA, 1195 nt
Organism: Physeter macrocephalus (sperm whale)
Lineage: Eukaryota; Metazoa; Chordata; Mammalia; Artiodactyla; Physeteridae
Product: kinesin-like protein KIF21B
Exons: 4
Coding region: 140-706 (188 amino acids)
Molecular function (GO): protein binding
Source: RefSeq, a predicted model, not a curated record
CCCUCACCGGGAGCCCCGCUCAGCCUGGCCGUGGCCCCGGGCUGACGGGCGCCUCUCUCCCUCUUUCCCGGGAAGGGGAAUCAUCACCCCGGUCGGAGGAGCCAGGGGCGCGCGGACGGCCCCGCUGCAGUGCGUCUCCAUGGCCGAGGGCCACACCAAGCCCAUCCUCUGCCUGGACGCCACGGAUGAGCUGCUCUUCACAGGGUCCAAAGACCGCAGCUGUAAGAUGUGGAACUUGGUGACAGGGCAGGAGAUCGCAGCUCUGAAGGGUCACCCCAGCAACGUGGUCUCCGUCAAGUACUGCAGCCUCUCUGGGCUCGUGUUCUCCGUGUCCACCUCCUACAUCAAGGUGUGGGACAUCCGAGACUCGGCCAAGUGCGUCCGGACCCUCACGUCCUCAGGCCAGGUGGUCUCAGGGGACGCCUGUGCGGCCGCGUCCACCCGCACCAUCACCAGCGCGCAGGGAGAGCACCAGAUCAACCAGAUCGCCCUCAGCCCCUCGGGCAGCAUGCUGUACGCCGCCUCGGGCAACGCCGUCCGCAUCUGGGAGCUCAGCAGGCUCCAGCCCGUCGGCAAGCUGACUGGCCACAUCGGGCCUGUGAUGUGCCUGACGGUUGCCCGGACCGCCAGCCCGCGCGACCUGGUGGUGACCGGCUCCAAGGACCACUACGUUAAGGUACGGAGAAGUCCUCGCCCCGGACCCUGAGGCCGGCCGCGGUGGCGGCGCCGUUCUCCUCCUGCUCUCCUUACCUUGGCCCUCUCCCUCCGCUGCCUUGGGACUCAUGGAAAAUAACGAGGCCCCUGGGGGUUUAUGCUGGAAAAUCACCCCCAAGGAGCAAGGUCUGUGCAGAAGGUCAGCAUUGCAGCGUGAUUUUGUACGUGCUGGAAGAUCACAAAGAACCUGAAUGUCUACGGGUAGAAUAACAGUCGAGUAAAUUAGGGGAAACCCACAGGAUUGGACGCAGUACAACUGAUUACACGAUGAAUAUGAAAAAAAACCCGCAAAGAGCACAAGUCAGCACUGAUGCUGUUUGCUCCCUGGUUGUGUUUUUGCAAACGUAGAUACGGGGUCGGAAACUGGGAAGCAGUGGAUAAAAAGGGAAAGAGGGUGGUGGGGUUAUGAUGAAUGUUUUUAUUUAAAGUACAAGUAGUGUUAUAUUUAUUAAAAAAUUUAAAAAUUUUAAUAGGAGGCUCA